GGUGUCCCUACUGAGACUGCAAUGGCAUGGUGGAAGGCCUGGAGUGAAGCAGAGGGCAAGUCUGUGACGGGUGCUUUAAAUUUUGACCCUGCACCUGAUGCUCAGACUCUCUACAAGGCCAUGAAAGGGCUUGGGACUGAUGAACAAGCUAUAAUUGAUGUCCUAACCAAGAGGAGCAAUAUGCAACGUCAGCAGAUUGCCAAAUCGUUCAAAGGACAGUUUGGAAAGGAUCUGAUUGAAAGCCUGAAGUCUGAACUGAGUGGCAACUUUGAGAGGCUCAUUGUAGCUCUCAUGUACUCCCCAUUCAAGUAUGAUGCCAAAGAGCUCCAUGAUGCCAUGAAGGGUUUGGGAACAAGUGAAGGUGUUAUCAUAGAGAUCCUGGCAUCCCGGACAAAAGGGCAAAUCAAAGAGAUAAUCAAGGCCUACAAAGAAGAAUAUGGUUCUGAUCUUGAAGAAGACAUAAAAUCUGAAACAAGUGGCUACUUGGAACAGAUUCUGGUUUGUCUUCUUCAGGGUGAGAGGGACAAUGCCACCUUCUACGUGGACACUGCAAAGGCUCUCCAGGAUGCAGAGACUCUCUAUGCUGCUGGGGAGAAGAUACGGGGUACUGAUGAGAUUGAAUUCAUCACCAUCUUGUGCACAAGGAGUGCCAUACACUUGCUGAAAGUGUUUGAAGAAUACCAGAAACUAGCUGGUAAGAGCAUAGAAGACUCUAUCAAGAGUGAAACUCAUGGUUCACUUGAGGAUGCCAUGCUGGCUAUUGUGAAAUGCACCAGGAAUGUCCAUCGCUACUUUGCAGAGAGGCUCUACCAUGCUUUAAAGGGGGCUGGCACCCAUGAUGGGACUCUCAUAAGGGUGGUCGUUUCUCGCAGUGAAGUUGACUUAAAUCUAAUAAAGGCUGAAUUCAAGAGUAUUGCAGGAAAGUCUCUCUCCAGUAUGAUUCUGGAUGACACCAGCGGUGAUUACAAGACAGCCUUGCUGAAUCUCUGUGGCAGUGACUGACAAAAUCUAGGAGGAAGAUGUUGCAGUAGAUACAGAAAGAAUAUUAACAGUGAAGAAGGGUCUUAAAAUGUACAUGUAGAAAAUAUUUUCAUUGAUUCAA
This is a messenger RNA of Apus apus (common swift), 1102 nucleotides long. It is a transcript of the gene ANXA8L1, whose product is annotated as annexin A8 like 1. Gene Ontology annotation, biological process: endosome organization; endosomal transport; negative regulation of serine-type endopeptidase activity. Gene Ontology annotation, molecular function: calcium-dependent phospholipid binding; calcium ion binding. The coding region runs from base 22 to 1002 and encodes 326 amino acids. Gene Ontology annotation, cellular component: cytoplasm. Lineage: Eukaryota; Metazoa; Chordata; Aves; Apodiformes; Apodidae. The record is from RefSeq and is a predicted model, not a curated record. The transcript is spliced from 12 exons.